This is a messenger RNA of Drosophila takahashii, 2158 nucleotides long. It is a transcript of the gene nab, whose product is annotated as NGFI-A-binding protein homolog. Gene Ontology annotation, molecular function: transcription factor binding; transcription coregulator activity. Gene Ontology annotation, cellular component: nucleus. The record is from RefSeq and is a predicted model, not a curated record. NCBI's taxonomy places the organism in Eukaryota, Metazoa, Arthropoda, Insecta, Diptera, Drosophilidae. Gene Ontology annotation, biological process: negative regulation of DNA-templated transcription.
GAUCCUAGUUUUGCAUGCAUUUCGUCUUGGUUGUUUGUGUUUGUGCCUGGUUUUUGUUCGUCUUUCGUACAAAACGCGUUAAUUUAAUUCAACGAGUUACAUAUAUCUGCAAUGGAGGCCAAUUCGAAUCCCACAACUCCCACAACGGCGGUGGCCACCACCACAUCCACAUCGAGUCCAUCGCCAGCUGCGAGCACCAGCAGCAAAGGACACAGUCAAGUAUCCGCCUCCAGUUGCUCCGCAUCCGCAUCUGUAUCCGCCUCCGCAUCCGCCACACAAUCCCAGCUGCUGACCACAAGCCUGGAAAUGCCCAAGGCGGAGGAUCUGUACAAUCUUUCGCUGGCCAGCGGACUAUCCGAGGGCCAGAGAUCGCUGUCGGGUGCUCCGUCGGCCUCCUCCAGUCCCAUCAUGAGUCCGCAGGGCAAGAUCUUCGGAAGGAACGCGAAUGGAACAAUGAUCACCACAUCGCGACCGGGCAACGAGGCGGAGGUGCAGCUGUACCGGGUUCUCCAGAGGGCCAGUCUGUUGGCCUACUACGACACCCUGCUCGAAAUGGGCGGCGACGAUGUGCAGCAGCUGUACGACGCUGGCGAGGAGGAGUUCCUGGAGAUCAUGGCCCUGGUGGGCAUGGCCUCCAAGCCGCUCCACGUCCGCCGCCUGCAGAAGGCGCUGCACGAGUGGGCCAACAAUCCGGGGCUAUUCCAGGGUCAAAUGAUGCCACAUUUGGGACUCUGCGAAACGCCACCGAAACCGUCGCUGGUCUUCAAUCCGGACACCACGCCCGCCCUGCCCCGCCAGAAGUUCCCCUCGUUCAAUCCCUCGGGCUCCGCCUUCCAACCCUCGCCGGUUCCUCAGGCUCCCCUGCCCACUUCCGCUUCGGUUGCCCCAGCCGCUGGUCCCUUGAUCACCCAGAUCUCGAGUUGUCCCUCAGUGGUUCCCCCCACGGUGGUGCCCAUGCCCCUGGUCCUGCCCUCCACUCCGCUGACCACCAGCAGCAGUGGUGGUCAUUCCUCUACGAACAGUAGCCUUCCGGCCACGAACACUGCCCACCAGGUGUCCUCCAGUUCGCCACAGCUUACACCUGUCCUAACUGAGAUGCAGAUUCAGAGGAUAACCAUGUGUGCCGAGAAAAUUGGAAGACAGUUGCCGCAAAGGGAACCGCGGGCACAGACCACCAGGAAGCGAACCACCCGCGAAUUGGAGCAGGUGAUCGCCAUGGGUGUGGAGGAUCCCCGGCGGAUGGACGAGAUCCGUAAGUACUCGGCCAUCUAUGGGCGAUUCGAUUGCAAGAGGAGGCCGGAGAAGCCGCUGACCUUGCACGAGGUGUGCGUCAAUGAAGCGGCGGCCCAGUUGUGCCGGAAUCCCCAAACCAUUUGGUUACUAACCAGGAGAGAUGAACUGUUCCCCUUGGCCCGGCAGAUUGUCAAGGAUGCGGGUUUCGGGCACUCAGCCAGCAUAGCACGAUAUGGUGGUCUCCUCACCCAACUGCCUAACCAGGGAGCGGGAUUGGGCGGAGGAAGAGGUGGUGGCAUUCCUGGUGACACGGACUGCGAGUCCAGUGAUGCCGCCUCCAUCCAAGUUCCCUCCAAGCGACAGCGACUCUCCUCCACGGAGGCCUCUCAACUGCCGCUCGACUUGAACCGGGAAGCUGUCGAGGAUUCGCGCUACAAUCUAUUUGCCAUGUACCAAAAGUUCGCCAAGCCGCCGUUCGAUCUUACGGAAAUCGCCAAAUUCUCUCUUGGCAAGGCGGCUGACUAUGAGGACAAUGACUCGCGCUUCUCGUUCAGCAACUCCAGUUCGCCGACCAUGCCAACGCCGUGCAAUGGAAUGGAAAGUGAACGAUCGCCCGUCUCCCGGCAAAUGGAGACCUCUUCGCCUCCGCGGGAAUCAGUGGAUCUGAGUGGAACAGCCCAAAGUUCAGCUCUCAGCGGAGUCCAGGUGAUAUCUGCGGCGGGGGACAACAUCAUCGCGGUGGCCAAUCCCGCCCUGGCACUCAGUCCCACCUUGAACGAGGUGCUCUCCUUGAAGAGGAACGCCGCUUCACCGGAGGCCUAACUCUACUUUUAGCUGGAAAAGAUCAUCGGAUGGAUGCCAUUCGUAGUGCCAGAUUUGGUUUCACCACCAAAUCGUUUUAAUACCCGUGCAAUUCAAUUAGUUU